Molecule: messenger RNA, 1922 nt
Organism: Peromyscus californicus insignis
Lineage: Eukaryota; Metazoa; Chordata; Mammalia; Rodentia; Cricetidae
Gene: Ppp1r17
Product: protein phosphatase 1 regulatory subunit 17
Exons: 5
Coding region: 321-800 (159 amino acids)
Biological process (GO): regulation of phosphatase activity
Molecular function (GO): protein phosphatase inhibitor activity
Source: RefSeq, a predicted model, not a curated record
CAGCAGCUGGUCCCUAGAUAAGAGGAGCUGGAGCAGGGCAGCGGCAGGCAGUGCUCCUGAGGAGUAAGAGCCCGGCCUGGUGAGAAGCACACUGCCUCUAGCCUCUGCUUUCUCAGCUCAGCACCUGCACUGAUUGUGCUGGAGCUGGAAAAGACUUUCUCUCUCUCUCUCUCUCUCUCUCUCUCUCUCUCUCUCUCUCUCUCUCUCUCUCUCUCUGUGUGUGUGUGUGUGUGUGUGUCUCUCUCUCUGUCUAUCUCAGUCUCUCUGUCUCUGUCUCUCCCUAUCUUUCUCUCUCUCUUUCUCUCUCUCUCCCACUGAGGAUGUCCACUGAGAUGAUGACCACUGAGCCAGUGCAGCCUCUGGAGCUUUCAGAAGACAUACUGGACAAGUUCGAUCCUCACUGCAGCCACUCAGAUGACCUUUCAGACCAGUUCAUUAAGGACUGUGACAUCAAAAAGAAGCCGAGAAAGGGGAAGAACGCACAGGCCACUCUGAAUGUUGAGUCAGAGCAGAAGAAACCCAGGAGGAAAGAUACACCGGCCCUGCAUAUUCCACCUUUCAUACCAGGUGUGAUCUCAGAACACUUAAUUAAAAGAUAUGAUGUCCAAGAGAGAGUUCCAAAGGGCAAAACAGGCCCAGCUCUUCACAACACUGACAUGGAACAGAAAAGGCCAAGGAGAAAAGACACACCUGCCCUGCACGUGCCUCCUUUUGUCACAGGUUUGACUCUGCUCGGAGAUGAGAGCCCCAGAGUAAUUAUGGAAGACGAUGAAAAGGACGGCGACACAAUAGCUAUUUAAAGACCUCUCCCCCGAGGUUGCGAGCAAAUAGGUUAGAUCGGUUCCCUAUGGUGACCUAGAGAAAAAAAUAUAGAUUUGUCUCUGCUCUCAUUUUGUCCUAGUGUGACUCUAAGAUCUAGACGCCGCCUCCCCAGGAGACCGACUGGCCAGCUUGCCAGUCACCUCCUGAUCUUUCCUCCUGGGCUGCUUUCCAGCCCCACUUCUUGAACUUCCGUUUUUCCAUUCAGUGAGAAGUGUAUUUUUCCAAAGUAAGAGAUAAAGGUGAGAGCUCAGGGAUCAGUGUCUGCAAGCAAAGAACAUGGAUGAGAAAGGGUCCCUCCUCCUGGCUUAGCGGCUGGGCAGAGUCUGACUCAGCACCAACCACGCCCAUGCGAAAGUCCCCCAGGGCCACCGCAGCCAGUAAGACUGGUGAGAACAUUUGGUCUCUAGCUCACAGAAUGUUCUGAUGAAAUGGUUUUUCAUUUCUUCCUUUCUCCAUUGUGAGUCCAAUUCUGGUCACGCUCUGAAGACCCUCGUUACAGAUGCUAUAAAGGUUCAAGGGGAAGCAGCCCGUCUAUCGUGCGAUAGCUGAAGACGUUGGAGGCCGAGAGUGUUGGUCUGUGUAGGUCUUACAUUUAAUUUUAUUGUUCAAAAUGAGAGUUCUUAACUACAUUGGUUGUCUUGACAAUUGUGAAUUAUGUCAUAAGUGAGUCAUCACUAAUGGUAGGUAAAUAAAUACCAGUGAUUGUGAGGAAUUUAUUCUAAAAAAUUUAAGGCCAGUUGAAGGUUGUUCUGAUAUUUUCAGCAUCUCACUUAAUUAGACUCCAAUACACUUUCUUAUAUAGAAGGUGGUGUGAUCUAGUGAAUACUGGUGUGCAUUUAACUCCUGUGCAGCCAGCAAUCUCUGUGUGCCUGUGGGAGCUUUGCAUAUAGACUUCAUCCACCAAACAGCUGACAGGGGAAAUGUGAGGAGUAUUAAAUGGAAGAAAAGCAGACAACCUAGUGCUCAGACCCAAGAAGGGGAGCAUGGGACAGUUCUGUGUAUACUCAAGCUCUGGCUGUUUUCCUUUCUCUCCUUCUGUUCUCCUUACAAAGAUGUAAAAAAUGCAAGACACUUCAGAAAUAAAGAUGCUUCUGCACACA